UCGGAUUUCUCAAUGAAAAAACCACAAACCAUGUAGCACCGGUUUAGUGCUAUAAAUGUGGUUUAUUUUUGGACAAAGAUUAGUUGGAAGGUUUGUGGACGAAGGUCGGUUAGUUGUCAUAGACUCAUAAUAUGCAGAACUACAAAAGUGCUCUUUGCCUUAAACCGACCUAGCGAAUUCUCAUAACAAGUGCCCUACCACCCGUGCAAUACGCUGAUAAUAAUAUUUAUUAUGGACACCCGAUUACUGAUCUGCGUAUUCUCGUUAUCACUCCUCUGGAUAAAUAUGGCUACCGCCGUUGGAUUCGAAGGAAUUCCCGGAAGUUACUGCUCACAACUACCAGCGGACGCAGGUGGAUGCUGUUUGUACCGAAACGAUGAAUGCGCUGUAGAUAUUCGUCCGGCUGAUCCAGAAACGCAAGGCGAUAGCCGAUACGAUACCCUUUGCUACUGUGAUGACUUCUGUGAUCGGCGGGAUGAUGGUGACAUUCCCGACUGUUGUCCAGAUUUCUAUUCGCAUUGCCGCGGAAUCAGUAACCUUCCCACAAUGACCAUGGAAAGUGCCAACACUACAACAACGACCACCACCAGACGCACAACUACGACAACCACAACAACGACCGCGCCGGACGACGCCACGUGGACCAUACCACAACCUGAUUCAGAUUCUCUAGGUUGUUGGGAUGGUGAUAAGUUGUAUGAAGCUGACAACAGAAUGCAGAAGAACUGCCGCGUUUGCACCUGCCGUGAAACCGCGGACGCCGACGACAAGCCGUUUGCAUUUGAUUGUGAUAAUAAAAUCGAGUGUCUCAUUGAUGAGGAUAUCAUUAUCGACAUUAACAGCAAUCCUGACAAGUACAGAUGGAAAGCAAGCAACUACUCUUUUAUGUGGGGCCUGACACUGGAGGAAGGAUGCCGCUUUCGAUUGGGAACCAAGAAGAGCUUCGUUAACAUGCUGUCCAUUAGGACGAAACCGCAAGACCUUCCCGACAAUUUUGACGCCCGGCUAAAAUGGCCCGGUCUUAUACAGGAGAUCCGUGAUCAAGGCAACUGCGCAGUCUCAUGGGCAUUUUCUACUGCCGCCGUUGCAGCAGAUCGUAUCGCCAUAAUGAGUAAAGGCUCCAAAAAACUGUCCUUUUCGGUGCAACAGUUGAUGUCCUGUGAGACGAUUCCGGCAUAUCAAGGAUGUAAGGGUGGACUGGUCGAUCGAGCAUGGCAGUACUUUACGUAUAAAGGGGUUCUGCAAGAUGAGUGCUAUCCCUUCGGAAAACUGUGCGCAGAUGAUCGCUGUCCAGGACGUAGUGGGUACUGUCCCGUGGAAACCGUGGGAAACACAACCGGCGUGUGGGACUGCCCCAACCGAGCCUCCGAUCAACGCAUUCUGUACACUGCUGGACCCCCGUAUCUCAUUGAUUCAAAAGAGGACGCGAUAAUGAGCGAGAUUUACCGUCACGGUCCGGUGCAAGCGGUCUUUCAAGUGUUCCCUGACUUUUUUAUGUACCGCAGUGGCGUGUACCAUGUCUCUAGUCAUGCUCGCCUGCAUCCGCGUUAUCAGCAUUAUCUGCAGUCUCCCAACUCCUACCAUUCAACGAGAAUUAUCGGUUGGGGUAUUGACCACACUGAUGGGAUUUCCACUAAAUACUGGCUGUGUAUGAACUCGUGGGGGACACAGUGGGGAGAAGAUGGGACCUUUCGAAUUCUACGUGGGAAAAACGAAGCCGAGAUCGAAUCGUUCGUAGUUAGUGUACUAUCAUAUAAAUCGCUUUCUCAACCCAAUAAAUUCAGUGGAAAACCUUCGGAAAUUGAAAAGUCUCCGCCGCAACCAGUACCAACGUCGACUAGACUGCCAGAUACUACCACUAAAAAACCAGUACCAACAUCGACCAGACCGCCCGGCACGACCACCAAAAAACCCCGCGGCAGCUGGAAAUUAUUUGACGGCUGGUUUGACUAAUUUUUGGUUAAGCAUGAAUGACCAUUUCCUAUAACGAUUCAGUGGUACAGUUUGGCUUUUCUGGAAUGCAGAGAAGUGCAACAGUCGUUUUUGCAUUUUCAGCAGCAUUUAUCUAUAGUUCAGCAGCAUUUAUCUAUUUGCCUUAAGUCAGUAACAUUAGAAAAUUAGCAAUUCACCCAUAAAAUCGGUGCGUUGUACUUAAAUCUGUGCGUUCCUACGUGUUUCUUUCGAUUUUUUGACCAAUUAUCCUU
Molecule: messenger RNA, 2204 nt
Organism: Paramacrobiotus metropolitanus
Lineage: Eukaryota; Metazoa; Tardigrada; Eutardigrada; Parachela; Macrobiotidae
Exons: 8
Coding region: 232-1953 (573 amino acids)
Biological process (GO): proteolysis
Cellular component (GO): lysosome
Molecular function (GO): cysteine-type peptidase activity
Source: RefSeq, a predicted model, not a curated record